CUGCAGCUUCUCAGUCACAGACGUUUUCCAUGUCGUUAACUGUUUCAAAAGAGGAAGUAAGAAGGGGUGCCGAAAGCCCCGUGAGCCAUUUUGCUCGGGUCUAUAGCACAAUGAGAAGGGGGAAGUGUGAACUGCAAAAACUUCACGUAACACAAGCCUGAAAAACGCAGACAAGUGGAUUCUAAUUCUUCUGAAAGGGUUUGGUCGGCAGUGUGACACGAUGGCUCAAGGUUGCCUCAAGUGUUUGAAGUACACAAUGUGUUUCGCCAACUUCCUUUGUUUUAUGUGUGGCGUGGCGGUUCUGAGCUUCGGUGUGUACAUGAUAAUAAACUUCAACUUGACUGCUCUCACACCCAGCCUGUCCAGCAUAAACAUACCCAAACUGCUUCUGAUCAGCGGCAUCGUCAUCACCUGUGUGUCCUUCCUGGGCUUCCUGGGAGCUCUGAAAGAGAACCGCUGUCUCCUCCUGACGUUUUUCAUGGUCCUUUUCGUUCUGAUGCUGGUGGAGCUGACUGCAGCAUGCCUGCUGCUCGUGUAUGAGAAUGAGCUUGGUGAGUGGGUGAAAAAAGAUCUCAACGACGGACUGGACAAAGCGAAAAAGCAGAGGGGAAAUUCAACAUCUCUGACUGACUGGGAUAUGGUUCAGGAUACGUUUGAUUGCUGCGGAAUCUAUAAUUCCACAGACUGGGGGACUCCAGUGCCUAAAUCUUGCUGCAAGGAUGACUGUCAAGGAGGCCCAAAAUACAAAUCAGUGGGUUGUUUGGCGAAGCUGAAUAUCUGGUUUGAGAAAAAUUUCCUGACCACUGGGAUUGGUGUGAUUGUUCUCUGUGUAAUCGAGGUCCUGGGAAUGUGUUUCGCCAUGACACUCUUCUGCCACAUCAGCAGAUCUGGACUGGGUUACAAGUUAUAAACAUUUGCUCAAAUACAUCUUUCAACUGGACGUUGCUGUUCUUACUGGAAAAAAUGGAAGAGACGCCUUAUAAAGAUGCUUGAAUAUAACUUUUUUUUUUGUUUGUUUUCUAACAUUUUAGUAAAUCACUUAGUUUUUCUGCUCUGUAAAUGCUCCACACACUUAGAAAAGAUGAUCUAACACCUUCCCGCCUGUUAGAAGUAAGACCGAGCUUCAGUCUGAGCUGCAGGAAAUUAACUGUUUUGUAUUUUAAUUGCUUGCUGCUAAGCGUCUCUUUAUAUAUUUCAGAAAAAUUUCUUUAAUGUAUGUACAUCUUAGUGGUUUGAAAUCAUAUCAAAAUGGACUUUGAAGUAUUUUUAAAGAAUUGACUGUGUGCCACGUGUUGUCAGAGCUACAUUUCCCGUCACUGAGUUUACUGAUCUGUGGUGGAGCCGACAACCACUUCCUCCCAACACCAUUUUCUGAAGAAGGCCCUGACGUCAUCAUCGUUUAAAUUUCACAUUCAGCUAGUCCGUGUUAAUAUAGUUCGGGCUGAUGCAAACACCACACAACACAUUACGUAACACAGAUGAAUUUAUUUAUCUCAAGAACAAAUCCUGCAUCAAUAUUUUAAGACCAAAAAAAAAAAAAAAAAAGCUAAAAAAAUACUAAGAUUUCCUUUACACUUAAAAUUUUGUUCUUUUUGAAACCAUCACACAAAAGAUAGCAACAAAUACAAUUUUUGUAAUUAAAAAAUGUAACUGUACACAGCAGAAUAUAUCAUUUAUUGCAAACUGAACACCCUGCCACCACAGAAACUAUUGACAAAAGUAUUGCAAUUCACCUACAGAUAUGAAAAGAAUAAACUACUCUCAUACA
Messenger RNA from Melanotaenia boesemani (Boeseman's rainbowfish), 1768 nucleotides. Its product is annotated as leukocyte surface antigen CD53. The record is from RefSeq and is a predicted model, not a curated record. Gene Ontology annotation, cellular component: membrane. The coding region runs from base 221 to 910 and encodes 229 amino acids. The transcript is spliced from 8 exons. NCBI's taxonomy places the organism in Eukaryota, Metazoa, Chordata, Actinopteri, Atheriniformes, Melanotaeniidae.